This is a messenger RNA of Adineta ricciae, 444 nucleotides long. The record is from the annotation of a GenBank genome assembly. Lineage: Eukaryota; Metazoa; Rotifera; Eurotatoria; Adinetida; Adinetidae.
AUGGCCGGUGUCGCGAGAUACCUUGAAGGACAUGUUUAUAAUCGAUUAAAUGAAUUAGUUGAUUUUCAUGAGAAGAAAUAUCGUGGCAAAGUUUUUGGUCUUUAUUUUACAGCACUUUGGUGUGCACCAUGUUGUGGAUUUACUCCGGCAUUAGUGGAUUUUUAUAAAAAAUAUGGUAAAGAAAAAAAUUUCGAAAUUAUUUUCGUUAGUUCAGAUCAUGAUGAACGAUCAUUUGAUGAAUAUUAUAAGAAAAUGCCAUGGUUAAAAUUGGAUUAUCAAGAACGAAGAAAAAAAGAGAGAUUAGCAAAGAAAUUCAAAGUGACGGGUAUUCCAACAUUACUUUUAAUUGAUGGUGAUACUGGAAAUAUUAUUUGUCCAGAUGCAAUUGAUCAAGUCUUAGAAGAUGAUCCUGAAGGAAAAUAUUUUCCAUGGAAACAAGAAUAG